GACUUGAAGUACUUUCUGCUAGAGCAACGUCCUAUCUUUUCUUAUGGAGGGGAUUUGACUCUGUUGGUACAAUUCUUCUUUUAUUAUGGAGGGGAUUUGGUCCUGAUGGUACUUCUCUUCUUUUAUUAUGGAGGGGAUUUGGCCCCGUUGGUACAGUUCUUCUUUUAUUAUGGAGAGGAUUUGGACCUGUUGGUACAGUUCUAUCAGCUGUCGGGGGAUUUACCCCUGUUGGUAUUUGUGAAACAUUUACAGAAAUGGAUCCCUGCCUUUUAUUAAAGCUUACAGGAGAU
Messenger RNA from Diversispora eburnea, 290 nucleotides. The record is from the annotation of a GenBank genome assembly. Lineage: Eukaryota; Fungi; Glomeromycota; Glomeromycetes; Diversisporales; Diversisporaceae.